Messenger RNA from Erigeron canadensis, 780 nucleotides. RefSeq lists its product as uncharacterized. The record is from RefSeq and is a predicted model, not a curated record. Bases 1 to 780 code for a protein of 259 amino acids. The transcript has a single exon. Lineage: Eukaryota; Viridiplantae; Streptophyta; Magnoliopsida; Asterales; Asteraceae.
AUGUUCUUCAAGAUCGACUUUGUUAAAGCUUAUGAUUAUCUGUCAUGGGAUUUCCUCUUAUACAUGCUUGAAGUUUUAGGUUUUGGUAACAAGUGGAUCUCUUGGUUUAAGGCGUGCCUUUUCUCGGCUAGAUUUUCAGUUUUAGUUAAUGGAAGCCCCACGGAUGAAUUUUCCAUUCAACGUGGUCUCCGGCAAAGCCAUCCGAUGGCACCUUUUCUCUUCAUUAUUGCUAUGGAAGGGCUUCAUGUUGCCAUUAAUAAUCUCGUCAGAAAUGGUCUUUUUUGUGGUGUGCAGAUUAAGCAGGUCAUGAUCUCUCAUCUUUUUUAUGUUGAUGAUGUAAUUGUUGCAGGUGAAUGGUCUCAAAGCAAUCUGACUAAUAUCUCUAAUGCUCUAAGAUAUUUCUAUGGCAUUUCGGGACUUAAAAUUAAUUUCCAAAAAUCUUCUAUCAUCGGUAUCGGGGUGUUGCAUGUGGAGGUUAAUCAGCUUGCUAGUAAGAUUGGAUGUAAAGCUGAAAGUUUGCCGUUUAAGUAUCUGGGUAUUCCUAUUGGUAGAAAUUCCAAAUGGAUUUCUUUUUGGGAGCCAGUUAUUAGUAAAUUCAAAAAGCGUUUAUUGGGUUGGAAAGCAAAUCUUCUCUCCAUUGGAGGUAGGCUCACUCUUAUCAAAUCGGUGCUUAGUUCUUUGGGCAAUUAUUAUUUGUCUAUUUUUCGUAUGCCUAAGUUGUUAUUAAUUCUCUUGAAUCGAUUAGAUCCUCUUUCUUUGGUAUUGGCAUUGAGAGUUUGA